Messenger RNA from Pocillopora meandrina, 6587 nucleotides. Lineage: Eukaryota; Metazoa; Cnidaria; Anthozoa; Scleractinia; Pocilloporidae. The record is from the annotation of a GenBank genome assembly.
CUUGACUGGUCAGAAACUCCAGGUGUUGAGUUACCACUUAAAUGUAAAUUAAGUAUGGUUUAAGCUUACAAUCAUGGAACCUAAUAAUUAAAUUUAUGAGAUUAAAGCAUGCAUAUUCAUCAUGCAGAAAAUAAGGGCUUACUGAGGGUAGUUUCUGCCAAAUAAAUAUUGUCCAAGUAUGAAAGGGUUUGUCUGCUUAGUGGUAAGCUACCUCAACUUUGCUACUUUUGGUGAUGAGCUGUAAUGCUCUAACUACAAGCUUAACCCUUUAACUCCCAAGAUCUGAUUGUCAACUCUCCCCUCUAGCUGCUACACAUUUCCUUGUAAUAGUUAUGAGAACUUGGGAUUAGAUUAAGAUAGCAGCUUCUACCUGAUAAGUUUGAAUAUUCUCAUUACCUGUUUGCUGAAGAAUGUGUGAAUACUGUAGGGAGAAGUUUUAUGUUAAUCACUUCUGGGAGUUAAAGGGUUAACAGGGUUUUGUAAGUUUUGAAGUUGGAGGGAAGCUAUUAGAGACAAGGCAAGCAGGAAAUACUGUUGAUUUCUUCGUUUUCAAUUUGAAUGAAGUUGCCUUCCUGUAGGCUCUAUUAGUUUUUGCAAUGGGAGGGGCUCAAACUAGCACCUCUCUCGGUAAUGGAGCAUGGUAGGGUUUUCACUAUUUUUUUUUUGAUUUUUCAAAUUAUCUCUUUCUUAUUGCAACAAAUUAAUAUUGAGUAUGUUAAAUGUUAACUUAAUGUGAGGUUUUUGUAUGAUUGGUUUUACUGGGUACUCCUACAGAACAUGGAAAUCCAAGAAAGGUGAAGUAGGACAGGCAGUCAAGCUUGCUUUGCAGUAUGGGUACCGACAUAUUGAUUGUGCACAUGUUUAUCAAAAUGAAGAUGAAAUAGGGGAGAGUCUUACUGAGGUGUUUAAAGAAGGAAAAGUGAAACGUGAAGAUAUCUUCAUUACAUCAAAGCUCUGGUAAAUAAUAAGUUUCUAAACUUUCACUAUUUGUUCAAUGGGUGGAUAUCACUAUCAGCUGAAUAAAUUUUUAUCUGGUGGAUAGUGCAGUAUGUUUUGUAAACACUUAUCUGCUGGAUUAAACAAUUUAUCAGUUAGGUAGAGUUAUCCAUCCUUUGAACAACUGGGCUCUGAUGUUUAUUUCUGUUAUGCGCUGUAAGUAGCUGUAAUGUUUGGCAAGGCAUAUGGUAAUGUUGCAUGAAUUUGAUGGUUUUGAUUUUUGUCAUGGAUAUUAGUUAUCUUAGAGUGUUGUUUAUGCUUCUUAAAGCUUUCACAAAUAACCCAUGGGUAAGAUUUCAUUAUUGUAGACAUGGUGUGACACAGUUCAUUAGAUUAAAUGCUUGAUUUGAAGGAAUAACUUCCAAGAAAUAGUAUUAUGACUUUUACUGGUUUGUACUGCGGUUUUAUCUUGAUUAUUUUGUUUAAAAAUUAGGUGCAAUAGUCAGGCACCUGAGGAUGUUUUACCAGCAUGUGAGAUAACGCUGAAAAAUCUGCAGUUGAAGUAUUUGGAUUUGUAUCUUGUAAGUAUAAAACUUAUCCAGACUAUGCUUUCCCCCCUGUCAUUUUUCUUGGUAAAGUUUUUUGAAAAUCUUCAUGUAUAAUGCUAUGAGGGAUUUUCCUUCUAAAUGCUAAUUUAUACCAGACUCAGUAGAGAUCUACAUGUAUCUAUCUUUAUUUAUCUCAAUAUGAAAUGUUAGUCUGGUCUCAAACUUGUAAGAUUUUAUUAAAUCAAUCCCUAACCCAGUGGAACAAGCUCUUGAGCAUUUCUGAAGAGGCACUCCAUUUAAUAUUCCAGUGUUAAUUUCAACAAUUUUUCAAUAGAUCCACAUCCCCCUUGCUUUCAAAAAAGAUGUCCCUUUUCCUCACUCCAAGGCAGAAGGGGUGAUAGGUUACUCACCUGAAGGCAUGGCCAAGACUUGGCGGGUAAGGCUACUCAUAAUAGUAUAUUAAGUGUGUUGGUAUCAUUACUAACAAUGCUUUGAUUUGACCAAGUUUGGCUGAACUGAAAAUAUAAACUAUAUGAUCCCACCUACACUGUAAUAGGAGUGAUAUCCUUUAUUUGUGAGUGCAUAUGUGUGUGUGCAACAUUGAGCUUUCUCUUACAUCGUAUAAGAAGGACAUGUCUCUGGAAGAUUCUCUUGUUAAAGCACAACUUUCUUCUCUUUAAUCACACAACAGCAUUAUAGGAUUUAAACACAGUAAGGAUCUAAGUGACAAUAUUACAACACCACAACUAUCUGGUACCCUAUACUCCAGGCAAUUCUGCAAAAAACCCAAGCAGGAGUUGAUAUUAAACCUUUAACUCCCCAAUCAAAUUUGUAAUUCUUGUUACUGUCAACCACACAAUUCUUAUGAUGUUUGUUCAGAGAAUUUAGUAUUGGAUCAACUAAUCAUCUCCAAAUUGAUAUUUAAUUUUCUCUAUUCUUAUUGUUUAUCUGGUUGAUAUUUUAUUAAUAUUGUGAGGAGAAAUUAUGUCUUGGUCACUCUUGGGAGUUAAAGGUUUAGCCUUUAACCCCAAGAGUGAGUAGCAGCUAAUUUCUCUGUCCAGUGUAACUGCUAAAUCAAACAGCAAGGUCAUAAGUAUAAAACCAACUAUGCAUUGGAGCUCUGGACUGUUGAUAAAAUUCUCCUCAUAAGUUCCAGAGGAAAUGUAUAAAGAACAGUAUGGAGAAUAUGUAUUCUGAUGUCAGGGUGUAAAGGGUUACAGAGCACAGCCACUUUGGUCAGAACCAGUAUUGUCAGUUCUCAGGACUGGUCCAUUUUAUAUUCAGAUGGUAGAGCCUUUAUAACCUUUGAAGGAGGAGGUGUACAAAGUUGUAGCCUUGUGGAAUUUGAUGGAAAUAACAUGCUUUGGCCAGUAAUAUAAUGUAAUAAAUGUUUUUCCUUUCUACCACUUAAAAGGCAAUGGAGCAGCUGGUGGACAAAGGUCUCUGUAAAGCUAUUGGCAUCUCAAAUUUUACAAUUAAGAAGACACAAACUCUUUUGGAAACUGCCAGAAUAGUUCCAGCUUGUAAUCAAGGUAUGCUGGUGUUUGAUAUUUUUUUAUUUGCCUGUUUUUUAAGAUUAAAUUACAUUUAUUUUCUCAUUUGUAUGAUGGAGGUUUGGCUGGGCAGUUUUUGUUCAAGGAAGAAUUCAUCCCUAAUAACAGAUAUAACUUUCUCAAUACAAGGCAAAUGAAAUCUCUGUUUCUAAUUAGUGUCAUUCUCUCUCUUUAAAUUGUUAUCUUCAAUGAAUUCCCCCUCUACCCCUUAUAAUCAAUAUUAAAGCAAUUUGCAAGCUUGUUAAUCAUAGAUGUACAUUUUUUCAAAGUUUGUGACUCUUCUGUCAGAUGUGCAAAAUUCAGUUUGUUCAGUUAAUUACUAUCAUUGCAACUGUCUUUAAAAUUAAGUUUGGAGGUUUAACAGAAAGUGUACGGUAAUUUUCUAUUUUUUUUUUCAAUAUGUGUUGGGAAUUCAAGAAUACAAUCUUUUGUACAAGAUGGGUGGUGUCUGCCUUAUUUUUCAUGCAUCUUAUGUACUUUGCCCAAAAUUUGAUUUUUCCCUUCUGUGAUUUGUCUAACAGUGGAAUUACAUCCAUAUUUACCUCAGCCACAACUAUUGCAGUUUAGUGCUGACAAAGGUUAGUUAAUAAUUGAAUGAAUUAAGUCUAUUUGAUGACUUGUGAUUACCUUUUCUUGAACUUCAAAGACAGAAAAGCUGAUUUCCUGAUCUCUAACCUCAUUACAAUUUAAACAUAGUGCACUGUUGGUAUAGUGAAAUAUCUUGGAAAAUUCAUAAGCAGACAAACAAGAACAUAAGGGCAUUAAAGUUUUUUAAAAUUAUCUUACAUGUAAGUGUGAACAAAUAUGUGGCAUUCUUCCUGUGUUGUGCUGGCACUGUUCACAUAGGAAUGGAGGCUCCUCAGUGAUCACUUGGCUUUCAGGGAUGAUUGUUUGAGUGUAUAAAAUAUUGGGCCUUAGUUAACAGUUAUUUACCAAAGUUGAAGUGAAUAUUGUGGAAUUAUCCCCAAGACGAAGUUGAGUGGAUUAUUCAACAAUAUUUAUCAAGCCUGAGGUGAAUAAUUGGUUUAGUAUAACUGCUUAGGUGCUUUUGAAUUCUGUUGAAAACUUUUUUGUUGUUGAAACCAUUCUGUUACAAUUUUUUUUGAUUACUUGUAUUGCGAAAAGAAGCCAGUUUCCACUAGAAUUUAACAGGUUAACUAAAUUCAAUCAGUAAAAACUUCAUAUCUUUCUUUGGAAAAGUAUUUCACCAAACUUAGUAGCAUCUUUUGUGCUCUUCCAAAUUGUACAUGUAUUUUCUUCUAUCACUUUAGUCACUUCCUCAGUAAAAGGCGAGGUAGCCAUUUUUAAAUUUAGCCUUCCCCCCCGCCACUAUUCCCCUACUAUAAUCACCUCGCUAAAGGUGAUUAUAGCGUUAUAUGAUGCAAUCAAUGACUAAUCAGAGUGCUCGCAUCUCAAUAAUCUCCAGAGCACUGAGUGUCCUGAAUUUGGCCUGCCACAAAGUAUAAAUAUUAAAUAAAUGUAUUAUGUUUACUGUUUUGUAUCAUUUGUAUACUACUGUUACAAAUACUUUAUAGAUUGGUAUGAUUAGGAAUAUUGUUUAUGCAUUUUAGGCAUUGUUGUGACGGCGUACUCUCCUCUGGGCUCUCCUGAUCGUCCUUUUGCCAACAAAGAUUCUGAACCUGUGAUACUGCAAAAUCCUGUGUUGAAGAAAAUCGCUGAAAAACAUGGCACCACUUCUGCUUUGGUGAGUUUGCCUCCACUUCUGAUGUUCACAAAUAUAAUCUAUAGAAUUUUACUUUGCGGUGGCUUGUGGAUAAUUGGCCCAAUUAUUCAGUAUCAUAAACCUUAAACUCUUAAAUGUGAUAAAAAUAGAACUUCUCCUUACACUUUUAACACGUUUUCUACCAAAUGCUUGAUUUUUGAUUCUCUGGAAAAAUCGACGAAGAAAUUCAGUUUAUUAGAUCGCUCUUGCCUUUUGAAUAUGUUUUAUGUGAAUAUUAUAACGUGAAGGGUUUUGUGAGAUUUUCUAAUUCAAAGAAAAACAAGAGCUGGCAUGAAGCAGAGCAUUAUAGUGUGGGGUGUAUAGGUUUUUUAGCUUUUUUAAAGCUUUUUUUGUGGGGGGGGGGGAGGAGGGGCUUUUUUAGGAUUUUAAAAGCUCUUAUCUUUAUUUGUUUGGAAUACAGAUCGCUUUAGCCUGGGGUAUCAAGCGUAACACUCCAGUCCUCCCAAAAGCCGUCUCUGAAAACCACAUCAAAGAGAACCUUGAAGCACUUCAUGUAAACUUAGAUGAGGAUGACAUGAAAGCGAUUGAGAAUAUUGGAAUACGCCACCGUUAUCUCAUGCAGGCGUGGAUGUUCAAGCCGGAGGAAGUUCCUGAGAAUUACUGGGAUGGCGAAGAAUGAUUGGCUACUGAACAACAACUUACGGAUAGCUUCAUGAGUGAAAUUUAUAGGACAGCAUGCAAUUAUUGUGGGAGUUUUUCAAUUUUAGAGUAGCGAUUAAUUUUUUUUUUCUCAUUUAUUGGAAGGAAAAUCUUCGUUUUUGUCAAUUGACUUCUCGCGCUUGAAAAAAUAUAUCUCGUACUUCAACCUUUCAUCGUAGAUGUUGGUUAAGGGCACUAGAUGUUAUAAAUGAUUCAAACAACAGGUUUUUUUUUAAGAAACUAGUCUCUCGAAUCGCCACGAGUUUACCAAUGGACCGCCGGGCUGGCAGUAAGUUUGUAACAUUCUUUUUGAAGAACAAUUGAGUGUUUGUUAUUUGCCUUCUAGAAAGUGAAAGGUAGAUUAUAAACACCUUGGAUUUUAUGAAGAUAAACCAAAUAUAUAUUAAAUUAGGGUUAUGAUGCAUUUUACUUUUAUGACUAUCCUACUAAAACCUUUUCCAUUAAAUAACAUGUUAUCCUUCCACAUAAUUUCCCGCUUAAGUCAAUACAAGACACUUGUUUUACCUCCUAGAAGAAGUAAAGAAGCUUUGCCACGAAGCACACGAUAGCUAAUGCUUUACAAACUCAUUAAAAGAACACACUUUUUACUCACGGUUUUCAUUAACGUGAAACCUCCUUCCUUCACGUUGAAAAUGGCAGAGAGCAACCGACGUCAAAAAUGGCAGAAAAAAAUUGUUCACCCGGUCAUCUUUGUCUUUCUCUUUUGCCGUGAAAGUCAUGGUUAACCUCCCUCUUUGCUUGUUUGAUCACUGAAUUGUCCUUUUCGACGAAAAGAAAAGAAAAUGCUUAAAAGUUAACUCAGUUGUAGGGCAUAUACGUCAUGCGUCAUUAUGAUACUAUGAAGUCAUUGUAAUUAGUGAUUUGACGUCAUCAACUUAAUGAAGUCAUAAAAAUUUAACGAAGCUAUUAUCAAACCAAUCAAAACUAUAACAGAAUUCUCGGACAUGAUUGGUUGUCAUCAGUCCGAUUUGAGCACUAACUGGACAGCGUAGACAUCAUGCCUGGGUAAUUAGACAGUACGUGUCAAAUGCGCGCACCGUUGUCGUGCAUUUCACUGAGUUGUUUCUUAUGAAAACGUAUAACCGAUGGUUGGUUUCUUUCUCAAAUUUUUUCAUAGUUUUGAUUAAUUGGUGCGUUAAUUUUGAG